GGCGGUCAGGUCAAUUAUUACGACCGGAGCUCGGAUCAGUUCUUUCGCUGUUGAGCUUCUCUCGUGAGCGAUGUCGCGUGCUCAGUGUUUAUGUUUAUCUAAAUUGUGGUAUCGGAACGCGGUUAUAGACGAUCUAAAAAACUAAUCGUAUUUAAUACGCAUUAUUUAAUUAAAUUUCUUUAGGGAUUACCAACAAUUUAUUAAAAAAAAAAGUUAUUUAAUUAGUGCAUUUUUAAAAGAAGAUAAGAUAUACAAGAAAAAUUACACCUUAAAAAAAAGAAAAAGAAAGUUAUGAUGAAGUUUAAGAUAUGAAUACUUCUCGAACGACUUUUUCAAUAACAAAACGUAUCCCUGGAAGACCGUCUUCUUCGCAGAUGCACUCGGAUUGUCCGCCGGAACGCGAAGAAACGUCCCCUUCAUCACCAGGUCUCAUCUCUGAACAAAGAUCAACGUCUUUGACAACUAUUCCAACUGUUGCCAUUCAACCGAGAAUGGCUCAAUUAGAAACUUUAGAAGCAAAAAUGGCUAGCAUUGAAGUAUCUCUUUCGAAUACUCCUCGUAGAAAGAAAAACGGAAGUAUAACCGGAAGCGUAACGUCUUCUUCGAUACGGUCGACUUCUAAUAAAGAAGUAGCGGUUAAAGAAUUGGAAAACUUACGAAAUGCGUUAAAAGACAAGGAGAAUAUUAUACAAAAUUUAAAGGGACAGCUUUCAGCGACCGGUUUAAAAUUAACAAGUCAAAUUAAAACGAAUGGUUUCCGAAAUGUUUCAAUCAUCAAGAAUCAUGGUGAUCAUGAAAAUUUAGAUGUUGAUAAAAAACAUAUUGAGGAAAGGUUGAAUCGAUUAAGAAACGAAACAGAUAAUAAACGAUUAAUUAUAAAAAAAUUAAAAAUGGCUUUAGAAAGAUUAGAUAUAACUGAUAAUAUUGAUGUGAGAAUUCAACAAGCCGAAUUAGAAUAUCAAGUUGGGCGCGAAGAAUUAAAUUUAUUAACGCUUUUAGAAGAAGCGAGAACGUUACAAAUUUGUCUUGAAGAGUCUAACAAAAAAAUGUUAUCUCCUGAACAUACUUUUUAUAGUUGUCUUAAUGCGCUCGAUGGUUCUCGAUCGACAACUUUACACGCAAUCGAUUUAACUUAUGAUCCGAAAAGUCCCAAUUUUGGUGCUGGACCCAAAGAAAAGGAUGGAUUAGGUUUAUGGAUCGAUUGGAGUUUAGAUAAUACCGGGCUUCGUAAAGGAGAUCGAUUAAUAGAAGUAAACGGAAAAGUUAUCUUAACAAAAACACGAGAAGAUUUAUUUCGUUUACUCUCAGCUGAUCCAAAUUCCGCAAAAAUCGUCGUACUAAGACAAGAUUGUUAUGGUUCCCCUUCAGAAUUAAUAGAAAAAGAAACUGGAGCUGCAGUUAAAGAAAUAUCUUCACUUCGCUCCGAAUUAGAAGUAGUAAGAGAACGGGCUGAAGAAGCUCAAAGAGCCAAAGAUGGUUUAAGAUCGGAUAACAUUCGAUUAACUCAUCGAAUAUCCUAUUUAGAAGAACACGUAUCUGAAUUAUUAUCGAAAAUUACUCCUCAAGAAUCUGAUAUACGUAUAAUAACGGGGAAUUCGAAUUCUUCGAUUAAGUCCCAACCAGUUAAAUCCCAUCAUAACAUUACAAAUAUUAAUAUAACGGCUCAAUCGACAUCCGUAGCACAAGCGAAUGAUUUGGUUUUUCAAAAAGGACCUCAAGUAACCGCGUUAAUACAGAAUAUUAAUGGGAAUCGAAGAGAAACAGGUAUACAAUUACCGGUGCGAUCGAAAAGUAGCCUUUCAAAUGUAUCAAAUGAACAAGUUUUACCCGUACAAAAACUUCAAAGGCAUCAACAACAACGUCACCACCACCAUCAAAAAUAUCGAAACAACAUAAAUAACAAUUCAAAAUUAUCUAAUAAUGAUUACGAAUCGAUUCCUAUAAAUAAUAAUAACAAUUCUGUGAUGGAACAAAGUUAUAAAAAAGCUACGAAAAUCGUUCAAGAUCUCACUAAAAAAGAUAAUAAUCAAAUAAUAAAUAAACCAAAUAAUAAACAUAAACCAACCUGUUUUGAAUCAAUUCCAAAUUCGGAUAUUUUAAGGCAUUACAACGCGAGAAAAUCAACGUCCGUUUUAGAUUUUCGAUCGUCAGAUUCAAGAAGUAUCGAAACGUUAGAAAAUAUCACGUUGAAUGCGUUCGCUAAAAGAUUGUACAAAAAACACGAUAUGAGAAGUGUGAAAUCGUUGGAUUUUGAUAGUGAUUGUACGGUGAAUUCGUCAAACCAACAUGUUUAUGAUAAACCAAGACCUCAACCACCAAAAAAACCAAUCAGAUUGUCUUUGCAUAGGGCUCAAAGUGCCCAAUCGAUGGAAGGUUCAAUACAAGGGCAAGAAGUUUCGAUGAGGAAACCAACUAAAAGAAAUUAUAAAAGUGAAAUUUUGGCGGUUAAUGGAAGUAAAGAUAUUAAUCAGGCUUGGAAUUCGAAUAAAUAUGUUAUUAAUAAGUUAGACGGAGGAAACGGAAUGUGCAUCACAGCUGAAAGUGCAAGUUGGUGUUGAUUUUAGACGGAUUUUUUUUAUAUAAAAAGUCGUGUGAUGAUUUGAAACGAAUGAUAAUUGAAUUUGUAUUUAUUUUUUUACUUAAAAUUAAUGAUGUGCACUUAAUUUUUUUAUAGAGAAUAUAAAGAGAAUA
Messenger RNA from Onthophagus taurus, 2691 nucleotides. RefSeq names its product PDZ domain-containing protein sprite (gene sprt). Gene Ontology annotation, molecular function: protein binding. NCBI's taxonomy places the organism in Eukaryota, Metazoa, Arthropoda, Insecta, Coleoptera, Scarabaeidae. The record is from RefSeq and is a predicted model, not a curated record.